AGAAAGGCGCCCAUUCCCCGAGGAGGGCGCUGCUGGGAAGCCCCGCUCACUUCUGCCUCCACUUAGGCAACCCCAGGAGCUCUGACUCCUAGGCAGUCACCGGGAAGGGCCGCUGCCCCGCCCGCGGCCGCGGCCUGCGUGACACUUCCGCACUGUAUAAGGGCAGCGGCCCUGGGCGCUUCCUCCCAGACCUCGCACCCAGCUCGGAGCCCGGAACGUGCCUCGGCGCAUCGGCUUUCACCAUGGAGCAGCUGAGCUCAGCAAACACCCGCUUCGCCUUGGACCUGUUCCUGGCCUUGAGUGAGAACAAUCCGGCUGGAAAUGUCUUCAUCUCUCCCUUUAGCAUUUCGUCUGCGAUGGCCAUGGUCUUUCUGGGGACCAGAGGUAACACGGCGGCGCAGCUGUCCAAGACUUUUCAUUUCAACACGGUUGAGGAGAUUCAUUCAAGAUUCCAGAGCCUGAACGCUGAUAUCAACAAACGUGGCGCAUCCUAUAUCCUGAAACUUGCUAAUAGAUUGUAUGGAGAGAAAACGUACAAUUUCCUUCCUGAGUUCUUGGCUUCAACUGAGAAAACAUAUGGUGCCGUCCUGACCAGUGUGGAUUUUCAGCGCGCCCCUGAAGAUGCAAGGAAGACCAUAAACCAGUGGGUGAAGGGACAGACAGAAGGGAAGAUUCCGGAGCUAUUGGCUUCAGGUGUAGUUGAUAACAUGACUAAACUUGUGCUGGUAAAUGCCAUCUAUUUCAAGGGAAACUGGCAGGAGAAAUUCCUAAAAGAGGCCACGACGGAUGCCCCGUUCAGAUUGAAUAAGAGAGACACAAAAACUGUGAAAAUGAUGUAUCAGAAGAACAAAUUUCCGUUUGGCUACAUCGAGGACCUUAAGUGCCGUGUGCUGGAACUGCCUUACCAAGGCAAGGAGCUCAGCAUGGUCAUCCUGCUGCCGGAUGACGCUGACGAUGAGUCCAUGGGCCUGAAGAAGGUUGAGGAACAGUUGACUUUGGAAAAGCUGCGUGAGUGGACCAAACCUGAGAAUCUCAGUUCCAUUGAAGUUAAUGUCAGCUUGCCCAGGUUCAAACUGGAAGAGAGUUACACCCUCAACUCUGACCUGGCCCGCCUGGGUGUGCAGGAUCUCUUUGACAGUAGCAAGGCUGAUCUGUCUGGCAUGUCAGGAGCCAGAGAUAUAUUUAUAUCAAAAAUUGUCCAUAAGUCCUUCGUGGAAGUGAAUGAAGAAGGAACAGAGGCAGCAGCUGCCACAGCGGGCAUUGCCACUUUCUGCAUGUUGAUGCCAGAGGAAAAUUUCACAGCCGACCAUCCAUUUUUUUUCUUUAUUCGGCACAAUUCCUCAGGUAGCAUCCUGUUCUUGGGCAGAUUUUCUUCCCCUUAGAAGAAAAAGACUAUAGCAAUACAAAAUCAAGCUUAGAGCUUUAUUACCUGAGUUUCUAAUGGUGCCAAUGUUCUUACAUCUUUACCAAUAAAACCACUAUCCAGAAACAAAUCUUUCAA
Saimiri boliviensis boliviensis (Bolivian squirrel monkey) is the source of this 1501-nucleotide messenger RNA. RefSeq names its product serpin family B member 1 (gene SERPINB1). NCBI's taxonomy places the organism in Eukaryota, Metazoa, Chordata, Mammalia, Primates, Cebidae. Gene Ontology annotation, molecular function: serine-type endopeptidase inhibitor activity. Gene Ontology annotation, biological process: negative regulation of endopeptidase activity; negative regulation of interleukin-1 beta production. The record is from RefSeq and is a predicted model, not a curated record.